AUGGCGAACCCCUUCCUAAUGGACGAAGAGCCGAUGGGUGGCGCUGAGCCGGUUUCCAACCCGUUCCUUUUCGGUGAUGACGCACAAGACGAUGAAAGCGCGACGGGGGUGGACGACAAUCCAUUCUUGGCGCAGGCCAGCAACCCGUUUGCGGACUUUGGUGGUGAGGCGGACGAACAGGCUGCAGCCGACACAGCCCCCAAUAUGGACGAUCUGUUUGGGACUGCGGGUGUCAAUGCGGUGGUCACAACCGGUGCCGAAAUCUUCGGAGUUUCCGCAACGGUGAUGUCACAGAGCAGCAUCUUCCAACCGUCUGCUGAGUCGAAUGGUGCAUCAAACUUCUUCGAUACCACCAUCAACGAAGAUGAUGAUCUGGUUAUCCCGAAGCCUACGCAUCUACAUCUUGGUCCUCAUACCAAUAACAACCUGAUGGAUGAUGCACUGAUGAACGCCUACUCCAGCGAUGAUGAACUCAAGUUGACCCACGGCAACCAGAAUGCUCCACCACCCAGACCGGUACCACCAUCGCAGGCGACGCAGCAACUGAUCAGCACGAUCGCAAACCAGCUUGAUCAGACCAGCACAAAUCUUCUGCGACAUAUCCCGGCUACCAGAACGCCCAGUCCGGUGUCCAUGAGAGACCUACACUCUCCCAGUCCAACACCCGAUUUCGGCGAUCUGUUAUCCGUUGGAGACCAACCAGAGCAUCACAUCCAACAGGAUGACCUGUUCGGCACUGGUAUGCCACCCGAUGCAGACAAUGAUAAUCCAUUUGCUGAACCCGCAGUUCCAAUCGCUGCAAAACCCGAAGUUCCGAAGCCUCCGCGUCCAAGACCACCUCCACCGCGCCCAGCUCCUCCGAAAAGCUCCCUUGCUUCAUCGCCAGUUACGGCUCCUCCUGUACCACCAGCUCCACAUCCAUCCGCUGCAGCUCAUGUCGCCCAACCUCAGCAUGAAGCCGAUCUAUUCGAUCUUUUUGGACCAGGACCGACGAAAACGGCACCACCUAAGCCACCUGCUCCGAAAUCCAAAGCAGACAUUCUUUCCCUGUUUUCAACCCCGGCUCCAGUGGCUGCACCUGCUCCUGAACCGAAACAAACUGAUCUACUGAGUGGUGAUUUCGAUGAUUUCUUCGGUGGCGCUGCGGAAACCACAAGUGAAACCUUCGUCCCCAAUCUAUCCGAGAACAUGGUUCAUACUCAGAUGCCAUCCACCGUUCCGGAACCGGUUGAUUUCGAGGUUCCAUCAUCGGAACAUGAACCGGUUCUAUCGGUGAUUGAGCAACAUGUGAUGGAACCUUCUCCUGAGAUCGUCCUGGAAGCACCACCUCCAUCCGAUGAUUUGUUUACGCGAUCGGAAGCUUCGUCGGACUUCAGCCCAACUGGGUCGAACAUAACUUCCGGUAACAUCCCAAGUUCCGUAUCGGGCAGUAUUGUAAACAUUUCAGCCGUGGAGAAGGCUGAUGAGCUUCAUGAGAUGGAACCGGAAGGGAUGGCAGACUACCCGGCUCCUCCACCAAUGGAGCCAGAUGUUUCGGUGGACUACAACCAUGUGGAUGACAUCCAAGUGAGCACGACAGCGGCUCAGUUGUUCUAUAGCGAACCUGAGACCACUACAGCACCAGUAGCUGCGGAGGCGAUCAACCCGUUUGCCAUCGACGACGAUAGUGAACCAUACGUGACUAGCGUCGAACCGAUCGUGACUACUACGGUACCGAUGGAUUAUGCGAACGAGCUGUUUGGAAACACGACUAACAACAAUAUGGGCGUAGUAACGAUUACGACAACCGAGCCGGAUCCGCUGGAUAACUUUACACAGCCUCAGCUCCAGGAACCGGAUGAGUUUGAUUCUUUCGCUGCCAAGUUUGAGCUGAAGCAUAGCAAGAGCGGUACGAACAUCUUUCUGGAUGGAGAUCUUGGUGGCAAUGGGACGACGGACGAUGCCUUCGGAACCACGGGGGAUGCGUGGGGAGCCGGUGGUUUCGGUGGAGGUAGUGAGUUCGAAGACAGCGCGGAUGGUUUCGGCAAUGAGGGUAAUGAUCCGUUCCUGUCAAUGCAGGCACCACCGGUACCGGAGGGAACUCCAUUUGGGCGAUCCGAUUCGCGGGAUUCGGAUGAAGGUAACCAGUUCAAUGUGGUCAUUCGACCGAAGGAAGGUUUGGAAUCUGUGCUGGCUCCUGCUUUGGCACCUCCACCGAAAAGUCCUCAGACGGCGUCGAUUUACUCGGGAGAUUCGUCACCGCGGGUGAAUCCCUUCGACAGGGCAGAUGAUGGAGAGGCCACCUUGGCAGCUUUACCGGAUGCAACUCCGCAACUGCAGCGGACGGAUUCGCAGGAAACUCCACCGACGCCUCUGUUUGACGAUGAUGUUUCGCAACCGUUGGAGGACUUUCCUCGCGUUAUUUACAAUGGUGAAGGAUGGGAGAUGCAGUUGCGUCAGCCGAACAAGAAGAAGAUCACCGGUCAGCGGUUCUGGAAGAAGAUCUACAUCCGGCUUGUCUGUCAAGGGGACAAUCCGGUGUUGCAGUUGUACAACGCCGAGAAGGAUAAGGAUCCAUUCCAGGAGCUACCGCUGCAGGCGUGCUACUCAGUGUCGGACAUUGGAGCACAACAGUACGACAAUUUUGGAAAGAUCUUCACCGUCAAGUUGCAAUAUGUGUUCUACAAGGAGCGCCCGGGUGUAAGACCUGGCCAGGUUACCAAAGCGGAGCGAUUGACGAACAAACUGAGUCAGUUUGCGGCUUACGCCAUCCAGGGUGACUACCAAGGGGUCAAAGAGUUGGGCAGUGAUCUGAAGAAGCUGGGACUGCCGGUGGAACAUGCUCCGCAGAUAUCGCAGCUGUUUAAGCUUGGGUCGAUGAACUACGAAGAUAUGAAGCAGUUUUCGAUUUGUAUUGAGGAGGCGCUGUUCAAGAUGAGUGUUCACCGGGAUCGUGCGUUGACGUACAAGACGGAGGAAGUGCAGGUGACGGCGGUCGAUGAGCUGUACGUCGAACAAGACGCGGAAGGUCACGUAGACAAGCAAAUCGCACGGGUUCGAUUGUUCUUCUUGGCGUUCCUGUCGGGUAUGCCCGAUAUCGAGCUGGGAGUGAACGAUCUGUGGCGUCAGGGCAAGGAGGUCGUUGGUCGGCACGACAUUAUUCCGGUUGUGACCGAAGAGUGGAUCCGUCUGGAAGGAGUCGAGUUCCACACUUGUGUUCAGCAAGACGAGUACGAACGGAGUCGCACGAUCAAGUUCAAGCCACCGGAUGCAUGCUACAUUGAGUUGAUGCGGUUCCGCAUCCGACCGCCGAAGAAUCGGGAGCUUCCACUACAGUUGAAGGCCACGUGGUGCGUAACUGGCAAUAAGGUGGAGCUGAGAGCUGAUGUUCUGGUGCCAGGCUUUGCCUCAAGGAAGCUGGGUCAGAUUCCUUGCGAAGACGUCUCCAUCCGGUUUCCGAUACCGGAGUGUUGGAUCUAUUUGUUCAGAGUGGAGAAACAUUUCCGAUACGGAUCGGUCAAGUCUGCUCAUCGCCGUACGGGUAAGAUCAAGGGUAUCGAACGAUUCUUGGGCACGGUGGAGACUUUGCAGGAGUCGCUAAUCGAGGUAACUUCGGGUCAGGCAAAGUACGAGCACAACCAUAGGGCGAUCGUGUGGCGAUGCUCAAGGCUUCCUAAGGAGGGUCAAGGAGCUUACACAACUCAUCAGCUCGUUUGUCGAAUGGCGUUGACCAGCUUCGAUCAGAUUCCAGAACAACUUGCCCCGUAUGCCUACGUAGAAUUUACAAUGCCCGCCACACAGGCCUCCCAUACAACCGUACGAUCGAUUAGCGUGCAGGAAUCGGAAAGUGAUGAACCUCCGGAAAAAUACGUACGGUAUCUAGCUAGGCACGAGUACAGGGUUGGCAUCGAACACACUACGGGCGAAUCGGUGAGUGCGUACCUAGCGGCCACAACAGUGUCGAAACCAAUCCAGGAGGAACAGCCGAUGGCCACAACGCCCAUAGCGCCAAGUGAUUCCGACUCGGACUCGAACUAAAACGGAGAAAGGUAAGUGUUGUUCCAAAGCAAUACCGAAAGCAACAGUAGGCAUUUAAGGUGCUAGGGAUUGUGUUUUCAUAGCAACGGGCACGGUUUGGACAGAUGAAAAUUAACGGUAGCUGUAAAGUAAAAUAUUGCUUUCAAUACGAGGUGCAGCUUGAAUAUUAAAAUUGAAUGAAUUAUGCUACACUUAAUCCAUAAUGUAAAACAAAUCGAAUCUGUGACAGAUGAAACAAAAAUAUACCUAGGUGUUAUUGAAUUACAUUAGUUUGACAAUAAUGCAUAUUGAUUAAGCUUAUAAGGAAACAAGUGACAAGUAUUACCACAAGUUGUAAGAUUAGUGACAAAAAUCAUUUUUAUUGGCGUAAUUUUGUUCCGUGAAUCCAUUUUCCCGAUAGAAUUUUCGUGGGAAAAGAUUAAUCAUUUACCUAACUUGCUUGUAUAUAUAUUUGAUUUCUCACUCGAAAUUCUUUAAGAUUGCAUUCUAGUCAUUAAUUAAGUAGCAAUUCUUGAUCGUAUGGUAUAUGCAUUCAAACCAAACCAAAUAUGAAAUGAAGCAUGUAAUAUUUAUCAUAGAAUACAUUAUUGAGAUGACAUCAAAUCUAUAGCAAAACAAAUGAAACUUAAUGUAUGUUACUAUCAUUGUGCUCGCGCUGAUGUUGAACAGUAAAACUACUACACAAAACAAACAAAUCAAUACUCGUUGCAAUAGUUUUGACGAGAAAAAUCGAAAAGCAAAAGCAGAUCAAAACUAAAAUCCGCAAAUUCCAUCCCGCCCGCGUUGUUUCUGCUUUUUUGAGGUUCAAUCACUCACAUAUCAGUAGCCCUAAAAGCGAAUAAGUUAUUCCCCACCUCCUCUUCACCUCCUCCCUUCAAUCAAAAUCGUUCGAAUCUGUAACGAAGCCAAAGCGUCUUUCUUUCCGAAUCUGUAGCAUCAAAUCAGUAGGCGUAGCGCCAACAUUGUUUGUAAACACAAAAAAGAAAGUGAAAAAACGGAGGACCCAUUGAUUACAGCGAAUUUAUUGUUCUGUUCCAGUUUCAGUUUUUGACGUUUUGCAAAUAACAGUAGAAAUUAAUCGCAGUAGACCGAUGGAAGUACGCAAAUGGCGAAAAAAAAUAGACAUUAAUUGUACAUGUGUUACCAAGGAAACCAAUAGGCAAGUUUACUUGAACCUAGGACACCCGGCAGUAUUGGACGAUGUGAACAGCAUUGUUGAUUAAUUGAUGAAAGGAAAAUGGUAAAUACUCUACCAAGCAGCAGCGCAAACGGCAAAAGAGGAUAUUUGAUUAUGUGUAAAACGGUUAUGAAUUGAGAAGUUUAACAAGCAAAAUCAAUGUCACAGGUAAUACCGCGAAAUGAAUAUACACUCUAAAAUUAAUCGUUAUACAUUGAAUGAAAAAUUUAACCAGAAGUGAAAAUAUAAGCUACAACUAAAUAAUGAAUAAUGAGACAACUAAAACAACAACCAUCAGAGCAACAGCAUAAAUAGAAAGCAGAACAAAAAAGGAUGAUAAAAUUGGUGAAAUGGGAAGAAAUGUAACAAUA
Ochlerotatus camptorhynchus is the source of this 5565-nucleotide messenger RNA. Its product is annotated as protein stoned-B. The transcript is spliced from 6 exons. Gene Ontology annotation, molecular function: clathrin-cargo adaptor activity. Bases 1 to 4017 code for a protein of 1338 amino acids. Lineage: Eukaryota; Metazoa; Arthropoda; Insecta; Diptera; Culicidae. The record is from RefSeq and is a predicted model, not a curated record. Gene Ontology annotation, biological process: regulation of endocytosis; synaptic vesicle endocytosis. Gene Ontology annotation, cellular component: clathrin-coated vesicle; synaptic vesicle.